AGACAUGUGCUUUUCGGCUCAAGUAAGUUCUAUAGCAAGUUCUAGGCCUUCUCUGUGCUCCAUUUUGCUGGAGGCAGUCUUCUCCGUAUCAUAUUUAUAAACAAUCCAGCGGCGGAUACCCGAUGAAGUUGGCGAAGUCAAUCCAAAAGGCUAGUGCUUUAGAGACGCACUUCCAGAACAGACACCCGUUCCACUUGAUGUACAAAGAUGUCUUGGACGAAGUCGAAGAAGCCAGGGGCCACUUCGACCUUGCGAAUGUGUGGAGCCAUUUGGCGCCUGCAGGGAAUAUCUAUCGGCUCAAUGGCUUGCACCAGAUGAGACUGGCCCACUGUGCCGACCUGCAAUCCCAGCUGCGAGACGUGGCAGAGGAGCGCGCGGAGCUUCUGGGGCGAGACCGCUCUUUAGAAGAACGUUGCGACUUGCUACUCCAGGCUCUGAAGACAACCAAGGUGGGCCUCGCUCUUGGAAAGACCCAGAAGGAUACAGAGCUGGGCUGGGACGACCAGGUUCUGCAGACCGAUGGCUUUCCUGUCUUGGAGGAGUUUCUCGCGGAAAAAGUGGGUGGCUGGCCAAUCGUAGCUCCACUGACACCGUCCUCAUGGGAGUCAUGGUGGAGUGCCCAACUGGUUGGUUGGAUUGUAGCGCUGGUGCAAACCAUUGGGCCAGUUCUGGUGGUCCUGGGCCUAUGGGAGGGGAAUACCAACUAUUUGCAUGAUCCUGUAUCAACUUGGCAGCGCUUGUCUGUCAGCAGCAUCCUUUGCCCAAACCGACCGCUAUCAGAUUGGUGCACGAUCUUGAUGGGAGUCAUGUUCUCUUUUUUCGUCGUGGUACAGCUCCUCAACUACGCCGCCUCUGAACUGGAGGAUGUGUGGAAGUAUGGCCGCCUAGCUGGCUGCACCUCUUUCUGGUCCAUAGUAGGUGGUUACAUCAACGCCUGGUGUGUGCUGUGGAACAUUGUGGCCUUGCCUUUGUCCUUCUGGCGAAUGGAGCGUGCUACAGAUGUGAUCUUGGGCUCUUGGGGCCUUCUCUUCAUGUUCAAUUUGGACGACCUCACCGGCAUUGCCGGGCAAGUCCUGGGGAGCAAUGACCUGGAAUUUCAGCGCAGCCUUUGCUGGACCUAUGCAUUGCUCUCACAGUGCCCCGUGGAGCUCAAAGAUGUGGUCAACCCAGAGGCGCAGAACGUGGAGGAGCUUUGGAGCUUCACCCUGACAGAUGAAUCGCUUGUGUCCCAAGUCAUGAAACUGGGAACUCAACAGCUUGAUGCCGAGUGCUUCGCCAAGUUUGUGAAUAUGGUGGUGGACACCAAAUACCACGAACGGCCUGGAGCCAUCGACCGGCUGAAUGCGGUGUACCGGCGCAAGUUGAAGCACACUCGCUUCAGCAAUCCUGAGUUGAUUCUGACUUCGGGGAUGCCAAUGUUCCUCUUUGAUUUGAUGAAGACUUCAGUCCUCACCCGUUGGUUGGAUCGCAUCUCCCGCCUGCAUUUGCCACUCGAAGCAGGUGCCGUUGUUCGGACCGGCUUGGUCUUCGUGUCCGGGGCACAUGAUCGGGAUUGGCUACAGCCGGCUGAUGCAGCAAGAGCCUCCAAGAAUUUGGAGUGUUUGAAAUUGGUCGACCUUGUGUUGCGCCAUGAGCGCCCUAGUAGUUUGGAAGCAUUGACAGCAGAAGGGCUGCAACUGUUGGCAAGAGCGCGUGCUACAACCCUGCAACCUCCUGAUGAGCAUGACAUGCCAGAGCUUCCACAUGUUUAUGCAGGUCUCUCAAAGCUUUUUCGACAGCUUGGAGUUUUGUUGCAUCCCACAACUUGUGGCCCAUACCUGCUGGAGAUCGCAGAUCCACUUGGACACCUUGUAGUUGAAUGGGAUACGAGUUGGAAGCUAUACCCUCCCUGGCGGCAAGAGAGGCAUCGAGAGUUUGUCCAGCGGAAGCACUUCCAUCUUCGGGCCGAGGGCUGGAAACUGUUGCAGAUAUCGCUGGAAACUUACACUGCAUUCACUGAAGAGGAGAAGCUUCAUUUCCUGGACCAGUUCUGCAACGAGCAAGGCCUAAACCACUUGCGUGUGGGAUUCGGUCCACCCGAUGUGAAGAUCAAUCCAAUGCACCGACCAGAGUCGCAGCUUCUGAGAAGACGCCAUUGCUGGCAAAAGCUGCUGAGAAUCGAGUGCCAUCAAUGGACAAUAUGCGGGCAGUCAUGAGAUUCUCAGCGCGUGGCUACAACUAUCACCUGCCCAGCAACAACACAACCAUGCUGGCCUCUAUUUGGCAACUGAUCGUUUAUUGGUUGCGGCUCAUGCAGGUUUUGCUGCCCCUGUUCUUCUUCAUUGUGAACAAGCCUUGCCCAGCAGAUGGCCAUCCUAAGUCAUGAGCUCGCAAGUGGAUAUGUAGCUUCAGCUCAUGGUCGAACGCGGAGGGAUGGCUCCAAAAAUGGAAUCUGUCGAUUUCGAUGAUGAAACUGUGGCGUAUUCAGUGUUGCGUUUGCACUGCUCUUUGCGGAGCGGUAGUCUUUGCCUUUGAGACUUAGAGCUGAUUAAGAGCUAGGCAUCCCACCCAGAGUCAAUUUUUGAUCUUUGAUCAUGGCAAACAGCUGCAUACGCAAAAAACGUGUGAGAACAUCUCUUCCACCGUUUGGUGGCUUUUCCCUUCUUGUAGAACUCGUUUGCCCAAAGAUGCCCAGGGCCCAGCAUGCUUUGUACCAUGGCACCUCCCCGCCAGGCAGAGUAGGGCAAAAGUGAGACGUGGCCUGGUGUGGAACUGUGCAACCCGAGCUGUCAUGCGUGCUCCCGAAGCAUUUCACAUCCGAGCCAUGAGCCUGGUUGCAGCCUAAUCAUGAAUUACCAACUCUGAUUGAUAGA
Molecule: messenger RNA, 2852 nt
Organism: Durusdinium trenchii
Lineage: Eukaryota; Dinophyceae; Suessiales; Symbiodiniaceae
Source: the annotation of a GenBank genome assembly